Canariomyces notabilis is the source of this 3819-nucleotide messenger RNA. RefSeq lists its product as uncharacterized. Lineage: Eukaryota; Fungi; Ascomycota; Sordariomycetes; Sordariales; Chaetomiaceae. The transcript is spliced from 5 exons. Gene Ontology annotation, cellular component: membrane. Gene Ontology annotation, molecular function: monoatomic ion channel activity. Gene Ontology annotation, biological process: transmembrane transport; monoatomic ion transport. The coding region runs from base 1 to 3819 and encodes 1272 amino acids. The record is from RefSeq and is a predicted model, not a curated record.
AUGUUGUCCGCAUUAUUGCGACCCUUCCAGGGCACCAAUGCGUACAAUGCCGACGCCGCCGACGUGGAGCAGGAUCCUACGCCCCGCCCUUCGCCAGCGCAGUACAGCCAGCAUCGCCAUGCCACUGCCGAUUUCACCGAGGCCGACGACGAUGAGGAUGAAGAGGAGGAGUCCGCUCAUGGCGAGCAGUUUCGCUACCCUGUCGGGAGCCGCUCCCAAGAGGACGAAGACGGCCUGGCUCGGUCGGCCGGCCUCUUACCUCUAUUCGCCGCCGGGCACCUAGACUCGCUACCUAUAUACAGCAUAACGCACGCGAUUCGCAUCAUCGUUCAAGCCAGAAUCGAGACUACACUGACCUGGGAACAGUUGAGAUCUCCCCAGGUGUCCCAAUUCCUAGUCAAGCCGAUGCAGCAGCAGAUCCGAACACAACACUUUUCUCCCGGCACACUCUAUGCCUUGAUGGCCAAUUGCUUGCAGUUUGAGAAAGAGGGACAGUUGUACCUGGGGAACGCCGGCAUAAGCAGCACGAGGGCAAGGGUAUGCGAGCUGCUCGCCAUGAAGCUGCUCAAGGAGUACACCACUCGGGAGCUGAUCGAUGCCCUUUCUUACGACUUCUACCCGCUCCAGGGCGUCUCGGGAUCGCAGACUCCUCUCAAUGCAGGCAGCAGGCCCAAGACAGCCGCUCUCAGGACCUCGACUCUGGAAGUCGCCAUCCGGGCGUCCGCCAAGCACUUUCUAUCCCAUCCCCUGGUCGUACAGCAGCUUGAAGCCAUUUGGAACGGCGCCAUCAGCUUCUGUCCUACCCAAGAGCCGUCACAACGCCAGGAUCCUGGGCCUAGUGCUGAUGGCAGCAACCAAUCCAGGCGUCAAAGCACAGUGCGUACGCCGUUACUUGGUGGCCAGCAGGCUAAGGAGGACCCCGCCCGCCCUCAGCCGCUCCCGUCUGGUCGGCGGCCUGUCACUCUCUACGACCCUCGCACCGCUUCGCUAUUCAAGUUGUCUAGGCUGCGGGUCCCGCGUUACCGGCAAAUACUCUCCGCGUGCUCUCUCGUAAUAUUGAUCGGCCUGUUCCUGGCUGUCUUGGCCCAGCGAUCAAGCAAGAUCACGUCGCUAGAGCUUCUCUUUUGGUUCUGGAGCGCCGGCUUGAUGCUCGACGAAAUUGUCGGUUUCAACGAGCAGGGCUUCUCGCUUUACAUCAUGAGCUUCUGGAACAUUUUUGAUCUGGCCAUAUUGCUGUUGUUGAUUGUCUACUACUGCAUGCGUGUCUACGGCGUGUUCCUUCUAGACCCUCACAAGUGGAACGAAAAUGCCUACGACGUCCUCGCUGCUAGCGCUAUCCUGUUACUGCCCAGGGUAUUCUGCGUGCUGGACCACCACCACUACUUCUCCUGGCUGCUAACGGCUUUUCGGCUGCUGGUAGUAGAUUUGGUGGCCGUUUUCGUGCUCAUUUUGGGGUGCUGCAGUGGAUUUUUUGUGUUCUUUGCGUUCUCCAAGAACUCAGAGGACCCAUAUGCGCUGGCCUUCAAGAUAUUCCAGGUUUUGAUGGGUUUCACCCCCGGUGCCUGGGACGUGUGGUCGUCCUACAACUGGAUGGGAAAGGGGCUCAUGGCCCUCUUUCUCAUCAUCUGUCACUUUGUAGUGCUAACCAUCCUCAUCACAGUCUUGAGCCACUCAUUCACCUCGAUCGCUUCCAGAGCGAAUCAAGAGCAUCAGUUUCUGUUUGCCAUCAAUACAAUCUCCAUGGCCAAAAAUGAUGCCCUCUUCUCUUACGUCGCUCCCGCCAACAUUCUGGCAUGGGCUUUGAUGCCCUUGAGAUACUGCAUGCCGCAGAAACAGUUCGUCUACCUGAACCGGGCAGUAGUCAAGGCCACUCAUUUCCCGCUGCUAUUCUGCAUUUACUUCUAUGAGAAGUAUUUCUUGGCUCCUGGCAUGUACGAGGCGACGGACCUCGUGGAUAAGCCUUCACGUGGUCGCCAGCGUGGCAUGCCCUUCGCAGACGCGGCAGGCAGAUCCGCCUUCUUCAGCCCCAGCAUCCGAGUACGUGAAGAGUCGGUUUUUGACUUCCAGAAGGACCGCGCACUGGAAGAGGUCUUUCGGCGUGCACCGGACAGCGCUGUCCUGCGAACGCAAAGACGGAACGAGCGGCGCAAGACGCAAAAUGCGAUUCGGACAUGGAUGGACCAGCAUGACGCUGGAUUCAAUACGCCCCCGAAUUACUCGACUCAGAAUUACUCAACGAUCGACAGCAGGAUAACGAGUGACUGGCACAGGAGGUUGAGCAUGAACCGUGAGAGGCCCUCGAGGUUUCCGAAGCAUUAUUCCGACAUUAGAUCGGCCGCAAGCGACCCCGCCGAUCUCAUCUCAGAUGCCGCUUUUCCCGCGGCGCACGAGCUCUACAAUGACGGAAUCGCACGGCGGGAUUAUGCUAUAGAGGUCAAAGAGAACACGGACGGAGAUGCUGACGGAGAUGACGAGUUGGUAACCAACGACGAGGACGAGGAAGAUAACGCGACGAACAAUUUGGAUGACGGUGUUGCUGCCCGAGGGGAGGCCAUUGAAGAAGACUACUUCACGACGCCCGUCGCCACACGGUUUGCCAACGCAGAUCACGCCUCGCCCGAUUCUCCUCGCCCUGCCACCUCUCGACGCAUGGCGCUGCAUCACCGGACUUUAUCAACCAAUACCAUCCUAUUUGCGCCUGAGGAGCCUGAUCGGCCAUACAGCGAUUCCUCUGCCUCCGCCUGGCCAGCAACGACCCCUCGCCCGUUAUCCCAUCCGAUCAGUGUCCGGCACUCUCCCGCCGCAACGCCAGGCACUCCGCGAGGCGCUGACGGCCGUCGCUCUCCACGGCGAUCGCUGUAUCUGGCGUCCCGCCCGCGAUUUAUUCCCGACACCCCUGCUGGCAGCGCAGUUCGGACAGUGCUCCACAACCGCACGGGCGGCCUGACCUUGGACAUCCCCACUAAUACCAUUCCUGUCACCGGCGGCGGCGGCAGGAAAAUGCCAGCCCGCCGAAGAUCCUUGGUAGAUUUCGAAGUAUUCUCAGACCCCCAUCUCACUGCGCAAGCAGGGGCAGAUGGCCCGUCCAGCCUGCCUACCACGGCCACGGGGAGCGCCGCCAUGUUCCCGUCCAAGGCACAGGACGAGCAGCUGCGACAUGCCGCCGCCGCCGGCAGCAGCGGCAGCAGUACCCGCCUGAACAGAGCCAUGCUGGCAAAGAUGAAAUCCCUCGAGGACAGUCUCGGCCACAUGGUUCGUCAGAUGCGGGUGCUGAGGAUGUCGGUGCCGAACACGGCGCAUAAUUCGGAUGAUGGUGGUGGUGCUGAUGAGGCUGGCGAGCACCAGCCGCAGCCGCGGUUCACGGUCGGGUCGGAUCCUUCCUCGUCUGCCGUGGGUGCAGGCGGUGCUGGCGGCGGCGGCCCUGUCAUUGAGGUUGCUGUUGCUGCGGGUGCCGGGGUAGGUGGCGGGCAUGGCAGGGCCGGGAUGCUGCGGAGAUCAAGGACCACUGGGGCUGCUACUGGUGCUAGUACGCCAAGGAGAAUGCCUCUGCGCAGAGGGGUCGGGGUUGGGUACUGGAGGAGUCCGCCACCGGACAGGCAUUCGCCUGCUAGAGAGAGAGGAGGCGGUACGAUGAGUAAUCAUGUCCGUGGUGAGGCGGAAAUGGGGUUCGAAAAGGGGAAAGAGAAGGGCAAGGAAAGGGAGAGAGGAGUCAGGCUGUCGAGCAGUUCGCUCGGGGAUAGCCCGGCUAUGUCGCCUGAUUUUCAGGUUGCUGUUGUGACGGAGUUCGCUGCUGCUCAGGAGGCCAGGUCUUCGCUGUGA